UGAGAGUGAGAGUGAGACGGGUGAGGAGGUGGUUGUGGUUCGCUGCUCGUGGCCGACCCGGGGUUCGUAUCCAAGGCGUGUACUGUGAACUCCCCGCAGGGGAAUUGAAACUUUCACUGCAGUAGUGGACGCAGUUGAUGUGUUUGUGUGUGUGUGUGGCUCUCUGGGGGUGUAUCUUCCCCUUACUGAUUCUUCCAGUUUACACGUUACAAACUACCGGAGAGCGAGAGCCUUUUACCGUGCAAUUAUGCAAUAAACAGAAUCAAAUUCCUUCAAAAAGUGACAAUAAUAAUUGUAAAGUGUUAAUUGUUGCUUCAGAUGAUAAUUGUGUUGAAAAAUAUGCUAAAGACUUACAUUGAUAUAGACUGAAAACGUGUGAAAUAAUUUAUAAAUAGAUUUCCUUUCAAUAAAUAUGUUUCUGACUGUUAAAAAAUGAUUAUAAUUGGUUUAUGUCAAGUAAUUUAGUCAAUAUAUUGUGGAUAUAGUUGAAGCUUUGGUCUCAAUGGCCCUCGGAAGACACAUUCAGGAACCAUGAAGGAGUUACAUGAGAGGAAACCUACACUAAUUAGGACAAUCUACCUGCUGCUUCUAUUGCUACUUAACUCCUACCCCAGCAAAGGAUCUGGUGAUGGGUUCCAGCGGUUCUUGGUGACUCCAGAGAGUGUAGAGGUGAUGGAAGGAGCUGAUGUGUUCCUCCACUGCAUUGUGGAGAACCAGCAAGGCAAAGCUCAGUGGACUAAAGAUGGUUUUGCUCUAGGGUUUGAGCGCCAGGUACCUGGGUAUCCUCGCUACAGCUACUCAGGUGACCCGGCACUAGGACAACAUCACCUGGUGAUCAGUGGUAUCACCAUCACUGAGGACGGAGAGUACCAGUGUCAAGUUGGUCCCACCCAGACCAACCCGCCCAUCUGGGCGGCUGCCAAUGUUACUGUGCUGGUGGCUCCUACAGGCAUCACCAUCCUUGGCUGGAAGGACGGGGCUGUAGUGGAGAUUCGAUCCGGUGCCUCGGUCACUCUCGAAUGCCUGGUGACUGAUUCACGACCCGUGGCCUCCAUAAUGUGGCAUAAAGAUGGUCACCUUCUUGACCCAGGGCUGGUGGAGGAGAGGGUGGAGGCGUCGUCUCUGGUGCGUCGUUGGAGCGUCAGGAGCCGGAUAGCGUUGACGGCGUCGCCAGAGGACGACGGCAAGUUGUUUACUUGUGAGGCAGACCAUCCGGCUCUGAGGGGGAGCUCCGACCCCUUGCUGGCCUCCAUCACCCUCUCCGUCCUCCACCAACCUGGACCUCCCACCAUCAGCGGCUACAAGACAGGAGAAGUCCUCGUAGCAGGAGAGAGAAGGACCCUAGUGUGCCGGGUGUCAGGGGGCAACCCGCGCCCCUGGGUCACGUGGCACCGUCAGGGACUUCUGCUGGAUGACACAACCACCUCAGACGCCGCAGGGGUCAUCAACACCCACCAACUGACAGCCACCGCUGCUGACGACGGCGCCAUCUAUGAGUGUAGAGUCAACAGUGACCUCCUUCAGGAGCCUAUGGUGGCCAAUGUCUCUCUCACUGUGUACUAUGCGCCCUCGUCAGUCAGUGUAUCAGGACCAGCCCAGAUACAGGAAGAUGUUGCUGUAUCUCUUACUUGUGAGACCAGUGAGUCGAAUCCUCCUGCAUCUCUCACGUGGCUAAUUGAUGGAGAGGAGAUCGGCUCAUCGAGAGAAAUUAUGAGUCGUGUGAGUACAGGAGGCUGGGCUACGUCCUCGGAAUUAACUCAUUUUGUUAGGAGGUCGGCCGAGACCGGCCAGAUAACAGUCGAGUGCCGAGCGGUCAAUCCGGCUAUCGAGCAACACGUCUCCAAGACUAUCACUAUGGCUAUCACAAAACCUGCCAGUCCCCCCGUGUUUGAAGGCAGUCCACACAAGGAAGUUGUGUCUGGAAGUGUGGUUGAUCUGAGCUGCAGUACUCGUGGAGGUCAGCCACCACCAACCGUCAGGAUCUACAAGGAGAAUGCAGUCAUCCCCAGCCAGACCAUUCAGGAUCUGAACGUGACACGAGCCGUAGCCGUUGUUGAGGUCACACCUGUGGAUAAUGGAGCAAAGGUCACCUGUGAGGUCACUAAUCCAGCGAGUGUUAUGCCUCUAACUACCUCGUUCAGACUCGCUGUCCGCUUUGCUCCGUGGGAGGUGUCAGGCUCCGUCACCCCCACCACAGUAGAGGAAGGAGCCAUAGUGAGGCUCUCCUGUGAGUCCUCCUCCAGCCUCCCGCCCUCCAACAUCACCUGGAGAUCUGAGGAGAUCACCCUAGACGGUGCUACCAUUACCAACACCCAGGGGGCCUUCGGAGGCACCAGCACCAGAUCUGAGUUGCAACGGAGGACAACGGCUCAGGACAACGGGAAGAUGUUCGUAUGUGAGGCUAGCAACGGUCUAGGCGUUCCUGUUCACACGACACUCACUAUCCGUGUUCUACACCCUCCUGUGUGGUUGUCGCGGCCGCCGCCAGAGGUCGACGUGUACGAGGGCGCUGACCUGAUAGUGUCUGCCUCAGCUGCUGCCAACCCCGGACCUCUAAGGUACUGGUGGCGACGGGGACAGGAGACGCUACAGGUAAGCACGGCGUCGGAGCUACACCUGGCCAAGGUGAUGAGAGAGCAAGGUGGGAACUACUCAGUCACCUCGAGUUCGGACGCCGGCGCUAUCAACGCUUCCUUUGUCCUCAAUGUUCAAUACGGACCGGAAAAGGUGGAAUCGAGUGAUCGCGUGAGUGUGGAAGAGGAUGGAAGGGUGAGCAUCCAGUGUUCUGCCAGUGGUAACCCUGUUCCACAUCUCACGUGGACUAGAGAACCAAGCAACACCCACAACAGUUCUGGGGCGCCCCUGGCCUCGGGCGUGGGCGUGGCGAGGCUGGUGAUGGAGUCAGCGAGACGGGCGGACACGGGCGUGUAUCUGUGUCACGCCCGUAACGUCGUGGGAUCAGCGCCCCCUACCAGGACUUACGUGGUGGUGGCCCAUGGAGUAGCAGCUGCAGAGGACUUGGACGAGGGCGGGGGUUUGUGGGCGGCUGUGGGCGGGAUUGGGCGGCUGGUGUGUAACGUUAGAGCCGCCCCUCCGCCCACAUUCGUCUGGAGCAGCCAGAGUGGACUCAUCCUCCUGAAUAGUGACAAAUUCACCAUCCACGAGUCUCAGCUUUUGGACGGAUUGGAACUCUGGUCAUCAGUUCUGGAAGUGAAGGGAGUAGCUCAAGAGGACUACACAAUAUAUAGAUGCACAGCUCACAAUCCCCUGGGCGCCCACACCCUCCUUCUCAGCCUUAAGCCGCCCGCACGCCCACAGCCGCCCACAAAUUUCUCCGUAAACAGGGUGACAGACAGAGAAGUGUGGCUAACCUGGACCCCCAUCCUAGACAGGGGCGCCCCCAGUGGCUACACCCUAAGGUACAGGUCUGCUAUCUCCUUGGUAUACCAGUACGUGGAGGUGUCUGGAGGAGGGACGACGACGGCCAGGGUGACGGGACUGGCACCAGCUACGGAGUACACAGCCGCCAUUCAGGCCACCAACGACCACGGCCGAUCCCACUUCGUGUCACUCUCCUUCUUCACUUUGCUUGGUAACAGCGAGGCGCCAAGCACUACCAGGCAGGGAACAGCCGGAGCUACCAGCUGGCAGCCGGAUCGAGGCAUAGUGGCUCCGGAUCCGGAUGGAGUCUCACCGGACGACUCUCCGGAAGACGUUUUGGACGAUCCGAAGGACCAGGACGGUGGAUCCAGGACGCCUCGUCUUAUCCUCCUUAUCAUGACCCUUACAGGAGCGGCUCUCUUAGCCCUCAACAUCUCAAUCAUCGCUUGUUUCGUUAGACGUCGCGCCAUCAACAGGAAUCCCUCAAUGACGUCUUCAAAGAGUUCUGCCUUGGGAUCCAUCGGUGCCACUCCAGUGCCAACCCCGGCACUCAACUCAAGCCACUCUCUCCCUCUCUCAUCCAUGUCCUCAAACAGCUUCACCAAUCCGGCACCAAGUUAUAAGGCAGAGCAGCAAACAAUGCUAGAAGAGAGUGAGUUAAAAACUCUGGCCCCAGGAGACAUUGCCAUCAGCGCAAACACACAUAUUUUACCCUGUCACAAUGGAGGCAUCAUCACAACAAAGAGUACUUUCUUAGUCCUUAACAACACGGCCCCGAAGACGACGGUAGCUGUGUCUCCCGGACCGUCGCAGCCGUGGACCCGAAGGGACUCAUCUUCAAGCAGAAGCGCCUCUCCGGAGGAAGAGCCAUCGAUCUCCCACAGGCAGCACGAUUUGGUCAAUUUCACAACGGAGCCAGACGUCUGUUCAGUGGCCUCCAGUUUCUACGACAACGCUUUGCAAGAGGACCACCGUCGGAGAAGUUUGGACCUCUACCCGGCCGACGACACGUUCUCUCUGUGUUCCAACCGCAGCAACAACUCUCGAAUCUAUUCCCAGGGAUUCCUCCGUCCACUAUCCUCUCUAGGGGUUCUACAGCAGCAGGCGGCGCCGCAGUUGAUUCAAGAUACCUUCCAUGCGCACCCACGCCUCUCACCAGGGCAACAGCGACUGAUGCAGCAAAACGCGUCUGAUUAUUCAAGUCUAAAUCCAUCCGGACUUUACGACCUCAGAGCAGAAAAUAAUCCGGACUCCAAGCGCAGUUUGAUAUCCUUCACAGCAGGAUGUUCGACUAACACCCCACCAGGCUACUCCACACUUGGGCCGCGGCAACGUCGAACGAAGCCCCCUCAAUUUACAAUCCACCAGCGGCGUCCCUGUGCCGGUCCUGCCCUUGACCCUCUAUCCACUCCUAGCCACUACGACAAUUUCGACCUGGUGUCCCGCCUCCAUCAGGAGAACCUCCAGUACGACUCGGGUACCUUCGGCCCGCACGCGCACCAUCAACACGAGAACAGCGGAUCCUCCGGAUACAGCAGCAGCCCCCAUCAGGAGGCGCGAAGGACUCUAAGUAGUCACUCGAGAUAUCCUGCUGGGGAGACUACCGAUAUUGAGUGCGUCUUGGAGGUGCCUGAAGCCUCCUCCACUGGGAAUAUAGCGGGUGAAGACUCUCCUGAUAGCAGUUCACCUUCGACGUCGCGGGGAAGUUCAGAUAAAGCUCCCGCGCUUGACCGCGACGGAAGGGUUGACCAACAGGCGAGAGUCACCUCACAAACUCACACGCACAAUAAAAACAGAGAGAGAUAAAACUAUUUCUGUGAGUUGAGAAUCUACCACAAACACAGCUGGUUUGGCAGCUAUUUUUGUAUACAGGAAAAAAUGAAAAGUGCUUAAAAAGGCCACUUUUUGAUACUUAUAUAAUGCUAGGGGGGCAAAGCUUUUCACCGGAAUGGAAGUUUCUUGCUAAGAAUAGAUAGAAUAUACUAAAUAUAUUUACACGAAUUAAAAAAUUCCUAACUGUGAUAUAUAUUAUGAAUAUAAUCCUCUUGUUUUUACUGUAUUAUUGCAAGGUUGCAAAGGAUUUUUCUUGCAACAUUUGCAAUUGACUGUAUCAUUGUUUCCUCUGACAGAUAGUUACCUAUUAACUCACAAGUUAUAUAUCCUAUAUUUUUAAUGACACACGUACACAUUUGUACCAGAAUAUGUAGUUCACAUAUAUUUUUUCGUGACAGUAGAGAGGGAAAAAGAUUUUUUCAAUAUCCAAAGUCAUAUGAUCUUAAGAUAUAUUAAAAAACAAAGGGAGAAAUAUUUUAUUUAUUUUACUUUAUAAGUUAAAGGGAAAGGACAUGGCUGUAUGGGAAUACAAUCAGAAUACAUUCCGUUGCAAUUAUACAAAAUUAAACUACAAGAUCACUGGGAGAAACAAUACCACAGAAACCAUGUUAGCUAAAUUUCCCUUGCAAUAUAUUAUUGCUAGUUCUCCCGAGUGCCAUAAGUUCUCUUCACCGAGGCGAAGGGUCACCACUAAUACAACCACAGGUAGUACCUUAUAUAUAUAUAUAUAUAUAUA
Molecule: messenger RNA, 5950 nt
Organism: Procambarus clarkii (red swamp crayfish)
Lineage: Eukaryota; Metazoa; Arthropoda; Malacostraca; Decapoda; Cambaridae
Source: RefSeq, a predicted model, not a curated record